Molecule: messenger RNA, 2001 nt
Organism: Fraxinus pennsylvanica
Lineage: Eukaryota; Viridiplantae; Streptophyta; Magnoliopsida; Lamiales; Oleaceae
Source: the annotation of a GenBank genome assembly
AUGGCUGGUUAUGUUGGGGUGUUUGUGUCAGAUCCAUGGCUCCAGAAUCAAUUCACUCAAGUAGAGCUCCGGAGCUUGAAAACCCACUUCAUGGCAAUGAGGAGGGAGAAUAGCGGUGGCUUGAAGGUGGCUGACUUGCCGGGGAAAAUGUCUAGAAUAAAACAUGUCGGAGAGAAUCUUACGGAGCAGGAGAGAUCUUCAUUUCUUCAGGAUUCAUAUCAGAAUUUGGAAGAUGAAGUUGAUUUCGAACUCUUUCUUCGGGUUUAUUUGAAACUCCUGGCGCUUGCAACAGAAAGGAGAGGAAGUGGCGCAAAAAAUGCAUCUGCAUUUCUUAAGUCUCCAACUUCUACACUGCUUCAUACAAUAAGUGAAUCUGAGAAGGCAUCAUAUGUUGCACAUAUCAAUAACUAUCUUGCGGAAGAUACAUUUUUAAAGAAAUACCUUCCCCUAGAACCUUCAGCAAAUGAUCUCUUUGAGAUUGCCAAGGAUGGAGUUCUUAUCUGUAAGCUUAUUAACGUUGCCGUACCGGGAACAAUUGAUGAACGGGCUAUCAAUACAAAGAGGGAGCUUAAUCCAUGGGAGAGGAAUGAGAAUCAUACCUUAUGCCUGAACUCUGCCAAGGCAAUUGGGUGUACUGUUGUCAAUAUAGGGACACAAGACUUUAUUGAAGGAAGGAGACACCUUGUUCUCGGAUUGAUAUCUCAAAUUAUUAAGAUACAACUGUUGGCAGACCUCAACUUAAAGAAAACGCCGCAGUUGGUGGAGCUGGUUGAUGAUAGUAAGGACGUGGAGGAGCUCAUGAGUCUAGCUCCAGAAAAGAUCUUACUUAGGUGGAUGAACUUUCAGUUGAAAAAGGCAGGAUACACGAAGACAGUCACAAACUUCUCAUCUGAUGUAAAGGAUGCAGAGGCUUAUGCACAUCUUUUGAAUGUCCUAGCACCAGAACACAGCAAUCCAUUAACACUGAAAGUAAAAGAUCCUUUAGAAAGAGCAAAGUUAGUUCUCGAGCAUGCUGAUAGGAUGGGUUGCAAGAGAUACCUAACAGCAAAAGAUAUUGUAGAAGGUUCUCCAAAUCUUAACCUUGCUUUUGUGGCACAUAUCUUCCAGCACAGGAAUGGACUCUCAACCCAAACAAAACAAAUAUCUUUUCUCGAAACUUUGCCAGAUGACACCCAAAUCUCCAGAGAAGAGAGAUCAUUCCGCUUUUGGAUAAAUAGUCUGGGAAAUUCCACAUACAUUGACAAUAUUUUUGAAGAUGUCAGAAAUGGAUGGGUUCUCCUAGAGACGCUAGACAAAGUAUCCCCAGGGAUUGUCAACUGGAAAAUAGCUACUAAGCCACCAAUUAAAAUGCCAUUCAGAAAAGUAGAAAACUGCAACCAAGUUGUCAAGAUUGGGAAACAGCUGAAGUUCUCCCUGGUCAAUAUCGCUGGAAAUGACAUUGUUCAAGGAAAUAAGAAACUAAUACUGGCCUAUCUAUGGCAGCUAAUGCGAUUCAACAUCCUUCAACUCUUGAAGAACUUAAGAUUCCAUUCCCAUGGGAAGGAAAUUGUUGAUGCUGACAUUUUAGAGUGGGCAAACGCCAAAGUAAGAAAUUCAGGAGGCCAGACCCGCAUGGCCAGUUUUAAGGAUAAGAGUUUGUCAGGCGGAAUAUUUUUCCUUGAGCUGCUUAGUGCCGUACUACCUCGAUCUGUCAACUGGAGUCUAGUUACGAAAGGACAAAGUGAGGAGGAGAAAAAGAUGAACGCAACCUACAUUAUCAGUAUAGCAAGGAAGCUUGGGUGCUCUAUAUUUUUGCUUCCUGAAGAUAUUAUCGAGGUAAACCAAAAGAUGAUCCUAACAUUGACAGCAAGUAUUAUGUACUGGACCUUAAAACCACCUCUUGAAGAGAGGCCCUGUGGAUCUUCAGAUAGUGAGAGUGGAAGCAUUUUGGAUACGACCUCAAACUCGACUACAGACGAUACGGCUUCUGAAUCGUCAACAGAUGAUAACAGCAUAAACUAA